GCGUGUGUGGUGUUGUUUACUCCGUUUAUUCUAGUGUAAUGUAUUUGUGGUUAUUAUUUUUGUAGUGCAUAAGAAUUCCAGUGAGUGAGACACUGAGUUCCCACACUGACUCUAGAGCUGCUGCGUGACUGUGGUUCACCUUUCGCUCAGGUGUGCGCCGUUUACAACUGGAAAGUGAAAUACCGGCUGCGAUUCCCGAGGCGCGCGACGCUCAUAUAAACGGCGGAGAGAAUGGAGGAGACACAGCUAAACACAGCAGCAGCUGAUCAGUGCAUCAAACCUGUGGCAUCAGUCUUCUGGAGAACACGACACGAUGGACCUUCGUUUGGUGCAGCUCUGUCUUCUUCUGUCCGCGUGCGGCUUCAGCUCUGUGCUGAGCUGCAGAUGGAUCCAACACAAGUUCCAGCAACACCACGGAGCCUCGGUGCAUCUGAUCAGAAAGCUGGGUGAGAAAAUCCGUAAUGACCAUGAGGACAUUAACCCAAUCCCAUAUGAACUGAUCAAUAACCACAGAACAGCAGAGCCUGAGAAACAGAUCCUGUUCGUCAUUCAGGCUCUGGUGGAGAUCACUGUCCUCUUUGACGAUGCCGUCGUCCCCUGGGAUGCUAAAAAACUUGAAGAUUUCUUAGAUGUCGUGCAUGAGGAGAUCGAUGGACUGCACUCAUGUGGGGCUUACAAAAUGAAGAGGAACAAAAAGUUGCAUCUGUAUUUUGAAAGACUGAGACACAUGGCAGAAAUGAACACGGAGGACAGAGAUCACAGCUGGGAGAUCGUCAGGAAACGGGUCAUAAGUUUCAUGAACCAGCUGGAGUUCUUCUCCUUCCACACUCAUGUUUAA
Molecule: messenger RNA, 838 nt
Organism: Carassius gibelio (silver crucian carp)
Lineage: Eukaryota; Metazoa; Chordata; Actinopteri; Cypriniformes; Cyprinidae
Product: interferon a3-like
Exons: 5
Coding region: 314-838 (174 amino acids)
Biological process (GO): defense response; response to exogenous dsRNA
Cellular component (GO): extracellular region
Molecular function (GO): cytokine receptor binding
Source: RefSeq, a predicted model, not a curated record